Molecule: messenger RNA, 1272 nt
Organism: Parathielavia appendiculata
Lineage: Eukaryota; Fungi; Ascomycota; Sordariomycetes; Sordariales; Chaetomiaceae
Product: S-adenosyl-L-methionine-dependent methyltransferase
Exons: 4
Coding region: 1-1272 (423 amino acids)
Molecular function (GO): O-methyltransferase activity
Source: RefSeq, a predicted model, not a curated record
AUGCCCUCGAACUCGGGUUUCGACCUGGCCCUGGCCGCUGAGAGCCUCCGCGACGAUGUCAGGAGGUUGGCUCGAAUAAACGCAACCAUGCAUCCCCACGAAGCGGAGGACAAUGCGGCGGAGCUGCGGCGGCGCAUCGCUAAAACGGCCAAACAAAUUGCGUUCGAGACGGCGCCCAGGAUGGACGUCGUUAAGGAUGACUGGAUCGUGCUCGGUAGCGUCGCAGCAUGGAACAUCUUUAUCGACUGGAGAGCCUUCGACCGCAUCCCGCUCGAUGGGUAUAUCUCGAUCUCCGACCUCGCCCGCCUCCUGAAUGCGCAGGAAUCGCUCCCCGAAUAUCCGCCCAGCUCCUCGCCACCGGCAAACUCCUCCCCGGCCCCUUCCCCAACCCUCACGCACUCGCGAAUCUCGCCCUUCUACAUCGGGACCAACCCCCUCUCGGACACCUGCAUCGUCGCCGUCGGCAACGCCAUGAAGCCAUUUUCGCAGUGGCCGGAAUACUUCCGCGCCUACGGCCGCCGCGAGCCUGUAGGGCCGGGAUUCACGCCCUUCAGCUUUGGCUGGGGCCAUGCGCCGCUGCCGCCGUGGGAGGUUAAGGUCCUGUAUCCCCUGUACGCUAGCGCUUUCAUGAGGACUAUGCGUUCGAAGCAAAUCGCGGGCGGGGAUAUGGUUCUUACCGGGGAGGAGGCGCUGUGCGACUUGGAAUGGGUUGGCAUCGAGGCGCUCACCAUGGACGAAAAUGCGGCCGUCGUGGUAGAUGUGGGCGGGGGGUUGGGCCAGCUGAUACACCUUGUGCUGAGGGAUGUAGUGGGCCUCUUGCCCCGGCAGUGCGUGUUACAGGACCGGAGGGAGGUCAUUGAGGAGGCCAGGGCGGAGUUGAUGCGCCAUGGGCUGGAUGAGGUGGUGGUGAUGGAGCAUGAUUUUCAUCACGAGCAGCCGAUCAAAGGAGCGUUGGUGUAUCUGCUUAGGAGGAUUCUGUGCGACUACUCGGAUGAAAUGGCCACGGGGAUCCUGCGUCGUCUGGCCGAAGCGCUCCCUGCUGACAAGCCUAACGCACGGGUCAUUAUUAUAGAGGAGAGGCUGCUGGAGGUGCCGACACCGGAGAACUGCAUCGUAGACCUGGUCAUGAUGAACCUAGGCGGAAUGUUACGCAACUACGACAAGUACAGGGAGAUUGUCGCUGCGGCAGGUUUAACAGUGGUGGGAUAUCAUAUUCAGGAUGGAAAUCCUAUAUGCGCUGUCGAAUGCGUAAAGAUUGAGGGGGCAGCGUGA